CAAUCAAGAUGGCGGACGAGCAGGAGAACUCCAAAAAGACCGCUACAACAGCAGGGAUCAUUAUAAUAGGGGAUGAAAUCAUCAAAGGUCAUACCAAGGAUUUGAAUUCUUACUUUCUUGUUACGAGGCUGUGGUCUCUUGGGGUUAAAGUACGGAAGAUAUCAGUAAUAGCAGAUGAUGAAGAAGCUAUCUCACAUGAGGUACGGGAAUUCUCUUCAAGGUUCACCUUCGUUAUAACAACAGGAGGGAUUGGUCCUACACAUGACGAUGUUACCAUGUCGAGCAUAGCUAAAGCUUUUAACGAAACCCUUGUAGAAAAUAAGGAACUUGUGGAAUCCAUCGCUUCAGCUUACCAAAUGAAGAAAUCUGAUUUGAACGAGUUUCAUUUGAGAAUGGCAAAAUUACCACCAUCCUCUGACCUUGUGUAUAGUAAAGACACUAGAACCAACCCAUUCCCAGUGAUUCGUGUUCGCAAUGUCUACGUUUUCCCAGGGGUACCCGAUUUUCUGGAGAAAAACUUUCAAGGUAUUGAGCAUAUAUUCUCUGACCCCACACGUAACAAAUUUCAGCUUUGCUUUAUUUAUUUAUCAAUUGGAGAGACAGAAGUCGUCCACCUGUUGAAUGAAGUUCAUGAAAGAUUUAAGGAGAGUGUUCAGUUAGGAUCGUAUCCCGAUUGCAGUGACCAAGAUCAUAAAGUAAAGCUAUCCUUAGAGUCAGAAUCAGAAAAUGAUUGGAAAGAAGCUUGCAAGUACCUCUUGGGAAAACUUCCACCAGAGAGUGUUAUCAAGAUUGAAGGUUUACCUGAUGACAAGGGAGAUGCAGCCAAGACUCUUGAUGUGAGUGAAGUAUACUCAACCCUGUCUCCAGUCAAUAACUCUAAUAUCAGCGCAUGUGUGAAAGGAGCUUGGGCUAUAAUACAAGAGGUACUCCGGCAGUAUAGCCUGAAURAAAUUUGUAUUAGCUUCAAUGGAGGCAAAGACUGCACUCUUCUUGUGUAUCUUGUGUAUGCAGCAGUAGUGAAACACUUUGGAAGAGUACCUAAACUAAAUGCAUUGUAUAUACAAUAUGAAUCAGCAUUCUUUGAAGCAGAGGAGUUCAUAAGGGAUGCAACAGAAAGGUAUAACCUGAAUUUGAUUACUAUGAAGGGAAGUAUAAAGGCUUCAUUAGAAAAGCUCAAGGUGUCUCAUCYUCAAAUAAAAGCCAUCUUGAUGGGUACCAGACGACAUGAUCCCUUCACAGAAAAGCUGCGAACAUUUACAUGUACUGAUCCUGGCUGGCCUGAAUACAUGAGGGUUAAUCCAAUACUAGACUGGCAUCAUAGUGAUGUGUGGGCUGUUAUUCUUCACUUUAAGAUUCCUUAUUGUAGUCUGUAUGAUAAAGGUUAUACUUCACUAGGAAGCACACACAACACUAAGCCAAACCCUCUGCUCCAAAUACAGACAGAUAGUGAGGACAUCAAGUAUCAGCCUGCUUACCUUUUAGAGGAUGAUCAUCAAGAAAGAGCAGGAAGAUCUUAGCAAAUCCACUUUCACAUAAUGUGAAGCAGAGAAUUUAAUUUAGUCCUCAGUAUUAGUAUAAUCUUCACAAAAACACAACAUUUUUCGCCAUUAAAAAAAGAACUGCCUAAUUUAUUAGAAACGUUCUAUGAAACGCCUUCCACGCGUAAAAAAAAGUUAUAGUAAAAUUGCAAAAACGUUCAACAAAAAACAACAGCAAAAAUACGCUUACGGUCAAAAACAGGUAGGAAGACGAUAAGAAAAGAUAAAGUUGCGUAUUCAAAAAUAUACAGAUAUUGGUACCCUAAGAGCAGGCAGAGGAUGCUUUUCUUCCCCUCCGUAGAGCUGAGCCAGAACGGAGGGGAAAAAAGACCUCUGCAGGAAGGGUAUAUAUUGCAGGGGGAACCCAGUAGCCCCUGGCCCCCAUCCUGUUGGUAGUUUAAUUUUUAACGCGCUCGAUAGCAAAUAGGUUAGCUUAACGAUAAACGUGUCGCAAUUUUGAAGUUGAGUACGACAUUUGCCGAUUGRAAAAAAGCAAAGAAUGUCAUCUUCACUCUGUAGAAACCUAAAUACCUAAGUAGUCAUGUGAUAAGUUCACGCGACUUACCGAUGUUCUGAAAACGCCCCCUCCCCCAAGGCAAAACCCUGACUAUGCUCCUGUAAUGGUUGAAGGGGACAUGAUAGUUGGAUGUAAGAAAUGAUGGACAAACAGAUGAGUCUCAGUCGUUUAUUCAAUUUGUUUUCRAUUCUUGUUAAAAACAUAUCAAUAAAUAAAAUAUAACGACCCUG
Molecule: messenger RNA, 2285 nt
Organism: Actinia tenebrosa (Australian red waratah sea anemone)
Lineage: Eukaryota; Metazoa; Cnidaria; Anthozoa; Actiniaria; Actiniidae
Product: bifunctional FAD diphosphatase/FAD synthase
Biological process (GO): FAD biosynthetic process
Molecular function (GO): FMN adenylyltransferase activity
Source: RefSeq, a predicted model, not a curated record